AUGCUCGUGGCUGGGAAGAAGAAUGAGAUUGUCAAGACGCCCCCGAAGCCCGAGGCCCCAGAUGCUACCCGCCUCUUCGCCUUGGCGAAGGAUGCUGAUCAGAUGCCAUCCCGUAAGGAGAAGAUCAAGGCAGUCAAGAAGGAACUGAAAUCCAAGGGGGUCGCGGGGGACAAGGGCACGGGUUCCAAGGGGGACAAGAGCAAGGGGCCUGCUGUCGACAAGGACAUGGGGCCCACUAAGUCUAAGGCCAAGAUCAUUUCUGCUGCUUCGCCCUCGACAGACGAGCUCGACCCUCCGAGGUCCUGGAAACACCCGACUGUUGGCGACUUGGUCGCGGUCUACGGCUCUCAGAAGAGCUACGCUUUGUGGCUGGACAGUGAGAAGAAGCG
Molecule: messenger RNA, 389 nt
Organism: Prorocentrum cordatum
Lineage: Eukaryota; Dinophyceae; Prorocentrales; Prorocentraceae
Source: the annotation of a GenBank genome assembly